ACGGCUCAAAGGCCCUGGAAGACUUAUAGACAGUGCUCUAUAUCAUUUGAUAGCAUUAGCAUAGGCAGCGAGAAUGCUUUUCGGUCAAAUACAACUCAACAGAACACUCGACGCAAAAAAUAUCUGUAACUUACUGAAAAGUGCCAGGUUAGUUACGGAAAUCUUAUUGGUAAUGAGACGGUGUCAAUUCUAACAGAGAGAAUAUAAUCAUCAAAUGUAGAGGUAUAUGGCAAAAAUUCUCUCGUACUAAUUACGAGCCACCUUGGUCUUUUUUGUAUGAUAUACCAAGAACUGAAUAACCAUGCCUUCUAGCAAGACCAAGAAGCGCUCCAAUAGAAUUGUGAUAAAUGUUGGUGGAGUACGACAUGAAACCUUUCUGAGUACGCUGAAGACCAUUCCAGAUACACGACUGUCUUAUCUUGGAGAACAUCACACCACAGUCGCUCGUACACCGGAAUAUGAUACCGUGAAGGAGGAGUACUUCUUCGACAGACACCCUGGGGUUUUCACGCAGAUCCUAAACUUUUACCGUACGGGGAAGCUUCACUGCCCUUCAGAUGUUUGUGGUCCCCUAUUUGAGGAAGAACUCAGCUUCUGGGGUAUCGAUGAACAGCAGGUGGAAACCUGCUGUUGGGAGAAUUAUAAGCAACACAAAGAAAAGCAAGAAAAAUUAAAAUAUUUCAAGCUUCCAGGUUACGAGGAGGACCCUGAGGAGAGAUUUCUGUCCGAGGAUUCGGGACUUUUCGAGGACGUUGAUGAAGUAAAAUCAUGGUGGUCUAGGUAUCAGCCCAAGAUCUGGAAGAGCCUCGAAGAACCUUACACGUCAUCCUGGGCAAAGCUGGUGGGAAUUGUCUCGUUUGUGGCAUUCACAGCUUACAUUAUCAAAUUCUCGUUAUCAACCCUGGAGUAUUUCAGCGACAAGACUGCUUCUCAAUACAUCGCUUUAUCAGUGACACACCUCGUAUGUAUCUCGUGGUUCACUAUGGACUUUGCUCUUAGGGUCCUGUUUUCGCCCAAUAAGCUCGCUUUUGUCAAAAGUCCCUACACGUGGACAGAUUUGAUACCUCUGGUGUUGUUAUACGUAUUCUUUUUCCAUCCAUCCAUGGAGGAGAUACCAUUUUUAGAGAUGCUUGUCAUGUUAAAAGCUGCGCGUAUUUUCCAGCUGUUUAAACUGUCAUACGUUCUCCAAGUGCUUGUUAAUACACUGAAGGCCAGUUCCCUCGAGCUGUGUCUCCUGCUGGUCAUUACUGGCUUCGUUAUGGUUGUGUUUGCAAGUAUUGUGUAUUAUCUGGAAAGAUAUGACUUUGAUAGCGACUUCAGAAGUGUCCCUGAAAGCAUGUGGUGGGCUGUCAUCACUAUGACAACGGUCGGCUACGGCGAAGUACAUCCUCGCACAGGGACUGGAAAGAUCGUUGGUAGCGCAUGCGCAAUAUUCGGGGUGCUGGUCAUUGCUUUACCAGUAUCAGUGGUUGCAAGUAACUUUUCCCUUUUUUACACAUACGCCAAAGCGAGGCUCAACCUACCGCCUAAAAAGAGGCGUAUAGCUUUUUCUCAUGCUCUUACGUCCAUGAGUAACCAGAGAUCACAAGAGGGACCUGAAAACAGCACACAUGCUAACUUUACAUCACUGUGCAGCGAGAGACAAACUGAACGAAGCUUUCCGUCGGAGAUUUCAAUAAGUUGUUCCGUAACUCCCAGAGGAAGCCUAAAGAAAUCCUCUUUUUGGUCGCUACGUUCGAUGUCCAAACUACUGAGACCGAAGAGACGAUCCAACGUGAGUCGGAGCAAGUCUUUGAAUUCUGUUCUUUCAGAUUACAAGUCGAUGAAGGAAGCACCCGCAGAAGGUAUUACGUUAAAAUUCGAGCCGCCUUCUAGAGUACCUUCCGUUGCUGAUAUAGCAAGAGACCAACCAGAAGGAGAGAACACUCUGCUUCAUGUGCCAGCGGAGGAAAGAAGAAAACAUUCAAUGAGAGAUUCUUUAAGGGAAAUCUCAAGGCCAUCCGCACUGAUAAACAAAUCACUAUACCCACUCCACCUUAGACGGGGAGCCGUGUCACCAGCCUCAUUCAGUCUAAAGAGUGCGUCCACAGCUUCUAGUUUAAACGCACUUCCAAGAGGUUACAAUGAGCUUUACAACGCACUUAGUGGAAAAGGACCUAUUAUUCUCUUGUCAGAUCAAGCCAGCGUGCAAAGCCUUUGCUCGAUCCACUCACGAAUGACUUGUUCGUGUUCAAGUCUGAGGAGCGCCGGAAGUGAUGGUACGAUUCCCGAUGUGAUUGGUGAGAACCGAACGCGCACAGGUAGUGAUGGAAAUUUUCCGUUAAGUCCCACCGAAAAGGCUGACGGGAUACAGGUAACAUUAACAGUACCCGUAGAGUCUCGUGGUAAGCGAAGAGAUAAUACCGAGAGCCGUGACAGCGUCAAGGAGGCCGACUACAAUCCCCUCGCACUGAAAGAACACAGCGUCAACGAGGCCGACUACAAUCCCCUCGCACUGAAAGAACACAGCGUCAACGAGGCCGACUACAAUCCCCUCGCACUGAAAGAACACAGCGUCAACGAGGCCGACUACAAUCCCCUCGCACUGAAAGAACACAGGAAAUGCAGAAAGCACGAUCACAAAAACAAAAGCGAUGAGGAUGAGUUUGUACCAGUUGAAUUUAUGACGAUACCAAAUGAAGAGCCGACGAGUUACGAUGGAAACCUUGGGAUCAUUUGUCAGAAAAAUACAGUCGAAUCACAAAACAUGGAUCAAAUCAAUUUAAAAUGGCAGCAUAAUCAGCAGCAAACAAGUCCUGCUAAGCCUAUUGUGGAGGAAAGAAGUCGGCCAAACAAGGAUAACCUCUCACGAGAAGAUGGUCAAGGAGAUGAUAACAUGCCAAUCGAGAAAGUUAUCCAAGACACUAAAUCACCAAUUAAACCUGUUCCAGUGAUAGGGCGGGCCGUGUCUGCCUUUUCUAUCAUGGAAUACAACAUUGGUAAAAACAUUCCGUCAUGUAACGAAGGAAGCCAACCAGUGGAGGAUAACACAACUCGUAACGACAUUGAGCGCAAAACUCCUAAGCGACGACACAGUGCCUUCACUCCAUGUCAUGACAACACCACACCACGUGGGGGACAUCUGAGCACAAGUUUUAUGAAAAACCACGUGAAUGAGCGUGAACCGCUAAUUAAUGGAAAUAUUAUGCGGGCUUAUGAUUCUAUUAAAGAAAAAGAAUUAGGAGACAACGACAACUCGCAAACCAUCGACGAUAAAGAUAUUCAAAACCCGAAAAGGAUGAGGAAAAGCGGCGUAAGUUCUUGUUACUUUGAAACAAAAUCUGAAAUUCAUAAAAGUAUUCCAUCAUUGGAGGAAAGUUUAAAUAUGACUAGUAAAAGUUUUGCAGACGAAUGUUCGAACCAAGAAAGAACAUUUCAGUCUUUGCAACCUUUUUCGUCAGACACGGAAUCAACAGACUCGGAGUGUAGACCUCUCCCCAUCGCAAAUGCCGAACACGAACAUGACAAAAUCAGGACAUCAAGGGUCUAACAAAUUUUUUCAGUUUAAUUCUGCCUGUAUUUUCCCUGUUUGUACACGUAAUUUCCAAUACAAGUUUUACUGAAUGCGAUCAAAAAUGAAAAAUUUUUUUUUUCAUGUAAAUACCUUUCGUUGGAUAACAACAACGCGCCGAUUAUGGUAAUAUGUAGCAACCAUGAUUAAAUAAGAAAAAAAUAUAUUCGCGUUGGACCUGGUCAUUUUGUAAAUUGAGGAAAGAAAGGACAUCAUUUUCAACAAGCAGCUUUUAUACUGUUGUAAGGCUUGGGUUACAAUAUAAUGAUAAAAAGAACAGACCAAAAAAAAAUCAGAAAAAUUAAACGAAGGUCAGUGCUAUUUCUCCAUAUCAUAUGACCCGUAUCAUAUGACCCGUAUCAUAUGACCCGUAUCAUAUGACCCGUAUCAUAUGACCCGUAUCAUAUGACCCGUAUCAUAUGACCCGUAUCAUAUGACCCGUAUCAUAUGACCSGUAUCUUUAGCAAAAAUAAAGGAGUGAUUAGUUUCAUUUACCUGUUUUUUCCUCUAAAGGAACGGUCGAGGUGUGUUUCUAAACGAUUUCCUUUCAAUUUAAAAUUAUAACACAGGGCCUCCGCUGAUGUCGGGAUUAAAAGACUGAUAGCGGUCACUGUCUCUAACCAUGUGCCAGUAUCGAUAAUUUAUUGCAAUACAUUAUCAAAGGGGAGCCCUUAAACAUUACCAAGAUAAUAUUAGGUUUAUCUCGGUCGUCAUUUUGAAUAUAUUAAAAACGAAAUAAAAAACAUGUGAACAGAAA
This is a messenger RNA of Stylophora pistillata, 4307 nucleotides long. RefSeq lists its product as uncharacterized. The record is from RefSeq and is a predicted model, not a curated record. Gene Ontology annotation, biological process: action potential; potassium ion transmembrane transport; protein homooligomerization. Gene Ontology annotation, cellular component: voltage-gated potassium channel complex; membrane. NCBI's taxonomy places the organism in Eukaryota, Metazoa, Cnidaria, Anthozoa, Scleractinia, Pocilloporidae. Gene Ontology annotation, molecular function: delayed rectifier potassium channel activity; protein binding.